UUAUUUGAAAAUCCUGCUUUUCGAGCUGAUGGUCUCAAAAUUUAUCCAACACUGGUUAUUAGAGGCACAGGUAAAACUUUUAAAACAUGUAUGAUUUUUAAUUUAUGUCCAAUUAAAUUAACAUAUUGUUGCUUUAAAGCUCAAACCCUGUUUGUAGUCAGGUUUUCCAAAUUUUACAUGAGACACUAUAAACCUGAUAACAUUAAAUACAACUUAAAACAUUUGGUUAAACCAUGAGACCUAAAAUGUACUCUCCACAUGCAAUUUUUAAAAUAUUUUUUCAGGAAAUUGGAAAGCCCUAGAUCUAAAUAAAUUUGAAAGAAAAAAAUGCAUUUUUGAAGACAAAAAAAUCAUGCAUGUUCGUUCAGAGUUAGUGACAAUAUAGUCAGUUAAAACAUCUAUGUCAGUUGAAUGUGUUUAUUUUGUGCGUGUACAAGGCACUUCUAUAUUUAAAAAUGGUUGCCACAUAACAUGUACUACUUCCUCUGUAAACAUUACAAAUACCACAUUUCAUCAUUACUUUUCUUUCCACAGGUUUGUAUGAACUGUGGAAAACUGGACGCUACAGGAGUUACCCACCUAGUCAGCUUGUUGAUCUCAUUGCUCGUAUUUUAGCUCUUGUUCCA
Molecule: messenger RNA, 626 nt
Organism: Lymnaea stagnalis (great pond snail)
Lineage: Eukaryota; Metazoa; Mollusca; Gastropoda; Lymnaeidae
Source: the annotation of a GenBank genome assembly